Nelumbo nucifera (sacred lotus) is the source of this 4409-nucleotide messenger RNA. Lineage: Eukaryota; Viridiplantae; Streptophyta; Magnoliopsida; Proteales; Nelumbonaceae. The record is from RefSeq and is a predicted model, not a curated record.
UUCCUUUUUCUGCAAUCUUUUUGCGAAUUAAUUUCUUCUGCACGAUUCUCUUUUCUUUUUCGUCUUUGAGAAAAAAAAAUUGGGUUUUUGUUAUUCUUCUUCUUUCAUCAAAUUCCCCUGUUAGAUAAACAGCGGGGUAAUUCACUUGUGCUCUUUGUGGAAGAACUAUUCGAGUAUCAGAGUUUAGUUUUGAGUAUUGUAGGUUCGAUUGCUGACUUGCUCUCGCCUGAUUGCUUGAAAAAUAUUAUCGUUUGGUUGUCAGGAAUUGUUAUCUUCAUAUAAAUUGAUUAUUGAGGGCUUGCAGCUCGUCUUCAAGGCAUCAAUCUUCUUACCUGAAGCUGGUUUACUAAUUUCUCAUGUUGGUAUUGAUUAAAAACGACAUUAUCGAUUGGCAUAAGUUGAGCGCUUGUAGCUGUUAUGGAGUUUUUUGUUGUUUGUCUUGGAAGGGUCUUCUAUUUGCUAUUAUGGAAUCUCUCUCUCUCUCUCAGACACAUACACGCGCGCACGGAGAAACAAUAUAUUUCAAAUAUUGGGUCUGUUAUCUUAACUGACAUAUUACUUUAAUACUUUUGUGCUUGCAGAACUGAGCUCUAUACCAAAAUAUAGGUAAACCGGUUGACCUUUUCAGAAGUGUUCACUUUUUAAAGCUAAUAAUGGUUCUGACAUGAGAAGGUUCUUCGAUCUAAGUACAUUGUGUUUGUCAGAAUUUGUAAGUUUUAGACCAUGGCAUUGGAUGAGAAAGUGGAAACGUUAUUAAUCAAGAGAAAGCUUGAAACAUCAAGUCCACAUUUCCACCCAUGGACGGCAGAGAAAGCAAGAAACUUCCCAUAAAGGGAAGCAAACCAUAACUAAGUAGAAGAAGCACUAGCCUGGCUAUUGUCCAAAGAGUUUUGUGACAUCCUCGUCCAACUGAAUGAGAUGUUCACUUUGGAAGUCAAUGUUCUUGCAUCUUACCAAUAAUAUCAGAAGGUUUAACUUCCCUCGCUUCUAUUUCUAAAGCACCAUCCUCCAUAACUUGGUCUGAAGCUCUGAACCAAUGAAAGUCAUCAACCUAACACCUUGUAGUAGGGCUUUUUUCUCCUCAUUAACCAAAUACAUGAUCUAAUGCAACUUGGGGAAACCAAAAGAAUCUCUCCUGUCACAUCCUUGAAAACUUUGCCUACUUGUUAUGGGUUUUGACCUUCACUACUCCUUGAGGGAGUUUUUCUUUUUCUUUUUCUUUUUUUUUUGGUAAGGAAAAUUUCAUUAAUCAAAGACAAGGGAAGUUGAUUACCAAAAGAAAAAAGACAAAUGAAGUUGGGUUGGCUUCCCAGUUCCCACUAAGAAUGACAAAAGGCUAUACCAAGGAAAAACUCCACAACAAAGAAACACAAGAAUUACGGAAAGGAUGUAUGAGUCUUGAGCAGGGAGCCAGGGACCCAUAAGCAAGGCACCAGAAAUCAUCUUGGUUGUGGCAAACUGGCAACUUCUCUACAAUAACACACCAUAGAUUGGAAGAAUACCUGAAAAAACUCUUCCUCUUUUAUUUCAUACUAUGCUUCUAAUUUAUAUACUCUCAUCACAACAUGCCCUUAGAAACACUUAACCAACCGAAGCUAUAUGGCAACAUGAAGGCAUAUAUAAUUACAUAUGCCUAUUUUAAAUAGUUAUUAGAUAUCGUAUAUCAUACUAUUCUUAAUAGUUACAAACAUAUAGUACUAUUUUAAAUAGUUAAAGAUUUCACAAAUAAUACUAUAUCAAAUAGUUAGGGAUAAAUUGAGAAAACCUUUAAAAUCCUAGUUAAUGCUUAGUCCCUAGCAAUCACAUCAUGGGUAUUGACUGAAUACUUAAUGAUGCAGUAGGUAUGGCCUUUAACUGACUAGUUGGUCAACUAAUUUAGUUGAUGCUUUAAUGUCAUAAACUGUUCCAGCACACUUGCCAUGGGUAUUGACUGAAUACUGAAUGAUGCAAUGGGUAUGGUCCUUAACUGACUAGUUGGUCAACUAGCUUAGUUGAUGCUUCAAUGUCAUAAACUGUUCCAGCUCACUUGCCAUGUCUUGAAACUCUCCCAAACAGCCUAAUGAAUAUGUAUACGCUCCUACCAGUUUCCACUCCCUGAUUCUAACCAAGAAUAAUGAUAAUUUGGUGAUUGUAACUUUAAAUUUUUAAAAAAUGAGAUGUGCAUUACAUGAGGUUCAAGUUUAAAUAGAUUUGGGAUUCACUAUAUUUGGCUAAGGAAUUAGGAACAAGGAUUGAUUAAAGAUGCAAUUGACAUGAAAAAUUUUAUGUACCUAUAAAUGCAGUGGAAGGUGACUACGAAGUUGUGAUAUGCUGGAUUAGGGAUGGGGAGUGGGUCCAUAACUUUGGCUGCAUUUGGCUUAGCUUAUUGAUGGCUUAUCUCUGCAUGGAACAUUUUAAACCUUAUGGAUAAAGUUAGCUUGGAUGAGUAAUAAUGUCUUGUGCAAGAGAGCAAAAAAGCUUGAGUUACAAGAAUCAGAAAAGUUCAGAUUUACUCUUGCUCGUCUUUCUGCAAUAGAGAGUUUUCUAAAUGAAGUCUAUGCGAUGCUUCGUCCAAAACCUAGUGAUUAUCAUAAUCGGAGAGAUUUGAUUCGUAUUUUCAACAGGAUGGCAAAAGAUACCUAUGGUAGUCACAAUGACUUUCCUAUUGUGGAGCCAUUUGGGUCUUUUUUAAUGGAUAUGUUCAGUGCCAACAGUGAUUUAGAUUUAUCCAUUAAUUUUAGUAAUGAUGCAGAUCAUCUCCAGAGAGACAAGAAGAUUCAACACCUCAGGAAGUUUGCGAAAGUCCUUUAUACUCUUCAACGGAAAGGGCAUAUUUGUGAUGUCCAACCAAUCUUGAGAGCUAGGGUGCCUAUUAUUAAAUUCAAAGAUCUUGGAACUGGAAUUGAGUGCGAUAUUUCAAUUGAAAAUAAAGAUGGCAUUGCUAAAUCAAUGUUUAUCCACACGAUUUCAGCAAUUGAUGAAAGGUUUCAGAAACUAAGUUUUUUGAUGAAAGCUUGGGCAAAAAGACAUGGCAUUAACAGCUCCAGAGAUCAUACUUUGAACUCCUUAUCCAUAAUACUGUUUGUUGCUUUUCAUUUGCAGACUCGAGACCCUCCUAUAUUACCUCCAUUUAGUGAACUAUUGAAAAAUGGAGCUGAGCCUCAAGAUAUCAGGAUGACGGUUCAUGAUUUUCUGCAUUAUGGGAAGAAGAAUAAAGAAUCUUUGGCUGAACUCUUUGUAACUCUAUUGGCCAUGAUGGCAUCAGUUGAGACUCUAUGGCCUAAAGGUCUCUGUGUGAGCACAUAUCAAGGAUCUUGGAUAUCUAAAUCUUGGGAUGAUCAAGUGGGCUAUAUAAGUGUUGAGGAUUUCACAGAUCGCACCCAGAAUGUUGCCAGGGCAGUUGAUAUGGAAGGCUUAAAGAAGAUCUACAGGUGCAUCCAUGUUUCUCUUUGCGAUCUCGAAGAUUUCAAGGAUGGCCUAAUUCAAGCACCGAAGUUGAAUAAUUCUCUCUUUGGUUCAGAACCUAUUCCUUCUGUACAUUGCAGUAGUACUGUCAAUCAUAAGAGAAGCUUUCCGUUCCAUGAUCCUGCAGGAAUGUCACCUCCACUCAACCCAAUCCCACCAAAGAAGAGGCGGUUUAUUGAAGUCCCUACAGUACACCAAAUGCAUGCUGAGAUUCCAAGCCACCUACCUCUUGUCCAUUCACCUAUUCCUCAGCAGAAUCUAUACGUUCGUCCUGGAUUUGGUUAUGGAUUUAAUCAAAUGCCAUCGGGAUCUGAGAGGCCAUAUUGUCCUCCACACCUCCCAUUUGCUCCUCGACUAUAUAGUAGUGGACUACAGCAAAACACGGUAGGGGUUAAAGUGUUGCAUGAUCCAAAUCUGAUGUCCUUGGUGCCUCAUGAUAGGCUGGGGGUGCCAUAUCCUCAAGUCAACCAUAAUUGGCAUUAUAAACUUGACUGAUUAGGUUCCUUAUCCCACAAUGUUGUUGCACACUAUGGGAAGUUGCUCAUUACCGGGUUCAAAUCAACUCCACUUAAUGUUGCUGCACAUUUCUUUCUUUAAUGUUUCUCCCAACCAAGGGAACCCUCAAAUAUGAUUGCACCAAUUGAUCGAGAUUCACCUUGGAGCUUGAAGGCAUGCUUGAGUGCCUGGGCCAUUUUCAAACUCUGGACACUGGGGGGACCGCAAGACCAGCUGAUGAUGUGUGGUUCCAAUUUCAACAAGGCUAGACUGUUUUAAAUUGCUAGUCUCUACUUUAUUCAGUUCAUGUACUUAGAGCAAACAACACUUAGGUAAGAGGUCACCCGACUCAAUUGUUAGUUUCCAAAUUUUGGUAGUUUAUUCUUGGAAUUCUUAUCCUUUUUCUUCUUAUUUUUUGUAUCAUUAUAUGGCAUGUUAAUAUGUGCAGAUGCAGCUGUUUUUUUUUUUUU